CCUACGCCCUUCUUGUGCUUGACGCUGAAGAUGCUGCAGAUCCAGCCCGAAAAGGACAUCAUCGUGGAGUUCAUAAAAAACGAGGACUUCAAGUAUGUCCGAAUGCUUGGUGCGUUGUACAUGAGAUUGACAGGCACUGCCAUUGACUGCUACAAGUACCUUGAACCACUGUACAAUGACUAUCGAAAAAUAAAAAGUCAGAACAGAAAUGGGGAAUUUGAACUGAUGCAUGUGGAUGAAUUUAUUGAUGAAUUACUCCACGAGGAACGUGUAUGCGAUAUCAUUCUACCUCGAUUACAGAAACGGUAUGUUCUGGAAGAAGCUGAGCAACUUGAGCCUCGUGUUAGUGCUUUGGAAGAAGACAUGGAUGAUGUAGAAUCUAGUGAGGAGGAGGAAGAGGAAGAUGAAAAGCUGGAACGAGCACCCUCUCCUGACCACCGCAGAAGAGGCUACAGAGACCUUGAUAAACCUCGCAGAUCUCCUGCUGUGCGAUACAGGCGGAGCCGAAGCAGGUCUCCAAGAAGGCGAAGCCGCUCUCCAAAGAGAAGGAGUCCAUCACCACGCCGGGAGAGGCAUCGCAGCAAAAGCCCAAGACGACACCGGAGCAGAUCCAGGGAGAGGCGCCACAGAUCAAGAUCUAAAUCUCCAGGGCAUCAUCGUAGUCACAGACACAGAAGUCAUUCCAAAUCACCUGAAAGAUCUAAGAAAAGUCACAAGAAGAGUCGGCGAGGGAAUGAAUAACAAACUAAAUCCAGCACACAGUUUAAGGACCUUGAACUGCAGUGUAAUACUGUCCUAUUUGCUUUACGGGACAGCUGGAUAUGUACUGGCUGCUUUAGCAGUCCGUUUCUUUAAUCCUUCUUCUCUUGUGCAAGUCUUGUUUGUUUGUUUUUUUUUAAUUAAAAGAAAGCGAAGGUAACUUUUUAUGUAAUUAUUUACUAAUCCUUGUGAUAGGAUUUGAGGAUUGUUUUUAAAUUGUUUUUCUCAAGGCCUGUAAAAACUAGUGAAGAGCAAUAAAAAAAGGGGGGGGGGUUGUCUUUAAA
Molecule: messenger RNA, 1043 nt
Organism: Fulmarus glacialis (Northern fulmar)
Lineage: Eukaryota; Metazoa; Chordata; Aves; Procellariiformes; Procellariidae
Gene: PRPF38A
Product: pre-mRNA processing factor 38A
Exons: 9
Coding region: 31-741 (236 amino acids)
Cellular component (GO): precatalytic spliceosome
Source: RefSeq, a predicted model, not a curated record